This is a messenger RNA of Cetraspora pellucida, 420 nucleotides long. NCBI's taxonomy places the organism in Eukaryota, Fungi, Glomeromycota, Glomeromycetes, Diversisporales, Gigasporaceae. The record is from the annotation of a GenBank genome assembly.
GUUAUAGGAAAUGCAAACCAAACAGAUAUUAGUACCACUAAGUAUGCCUCCGCUAUAAAAACUGUGUUUCACAAUUGGAGCUUGAGCCAAAAUCGGUAUUCUUCCUUGAUACUGAGCAAUAGAAAAGGAAUAGCAUGUCAGCAGUUAGAGCUAGAGUUAAAAAAUGAAUUUGAUGAAUUUGAUAAUUUAAUAACUAAUUUGGCAGUAAGUAGUGAAAUUGAUGAUCCUAUAGAUGUGAGAGAAUUUGUAGAUAUCAAUGCUGAUGUUGCUUUUGAGAUGCCAUCUGAUGAUGAUAUAAUUCGUAAUAUUGGAAAUAAGGUUAACCAUCUCACUGAAAAAGAAAUAUUAGAACCAGCAUUUAAAAUUAUAGAUCAUAAUACUUUGAAAGCUUUGGAUUUAAUUGAAAUAUAUCUUUUAUAA